Molecule: messenger RNA, 775 nt
Organism: Phytomonas sp. EM1
Lineage: Eukaryota; Euglenozoa; Kinetoplastea; Trypanosomatida; Trypanosomatidae
Source: the annotation of a GenBank genome assembly
GCCAAAGGUACGAUACUAGUAACAAACUCUUUCCUUUUCCUCCCCUUUGACGGUCCAACCCUGCGUUGGGCGAGGCAUGAUUCGCGUGUUUAGCUGCGGCACGGUGCCCCUGAUGGAUAUCAUUGAGCUCCAGGGGAAGCUUCACUUGCAACCACGCGAGGGAAGCGCGGCGGAGAUCACGAAGAAGGCGAGGAAAGCUGAGAAGGAAGAGGAAGGCCUCAAGGAGAAGGAGGAGAAGGAAGUCGAUGACGGGGUGGUUUUGCUCGGCGAGGUUCAGCCGGAUCGGCUGCGCGCGGCGGGGUGUGCGUUGCGGAUGGGAACGUUACGCGUCGACGGCACCCGUGUGAAGGCGGGGAAGGCGGUCCUCGUUUUAAAACGCUGCGAUACGGCAAGCGGCGAGGGGUUCCCCGCGCGGAUUCGUCGACGACUCCGCCACGAAGCGAAGCAACGCGCGGCGGAGGAGAAGAAAGGAUCUCGUGAAGAAGAUCCGGCGGGUGCGAACAAUGAUACCGUCCUCUUUUCUGAAUGGAUCGACGCCCAUCCGGAGUAUCUCUCGCUUGAUUACCUCUUCUUUGCGGAAGGGCAAGCGUGCGGAGGGGGUGCUCGUGGUAAGGCUGAGAAGCGAUCUCGCGAGGAUGAUUCAACGGAUGAAAGGGCUUCGAAUGCAGACGACGUCGACGGCGAGGAUGCAGGUUUUUUUAAGGAUUACGAGGUGGUGGGCUUGGUGGAAGACCACGUCAUCUUUAAUGGGAAGCCGGCACGUAUUUUUGCGUAA